AUGGUUAAUAUAUCAAAUAGUGACGAACAUAAAACUUUUAAUAACAACACGACCAAUAAAUCAGGUACUAUAAGAUUUAUACCAGGUUUUAAUAGUAUUAGUAAGGCUACCCCUACUGUAUCCAUUGCCUUAAAUAAUAGUAGAGGAACAACAGAUUUGUCCAUAACAGCUCCAUCUGAUAUCAUAAAUAACAAUUCAAUUUCUUCAACAUCUUCACAUCGUUUGUUGCCUGAAUCGACUAAAUCAUACUCAUCUUUAAGAGAUAUUGAAAUUUCUUUUGAUGAAUCUUUAUCUUCAAGAGUGCCAAAUAAGACUUCCAAUGGGAAUAUCAAUGAAGUAGCACCAAUUGAGUUUACAACCUCAAAUUCUAUUUCACAAAAUGAGCACAAUUCCUAUCAAGAAAUAUUAACUGACCUCUUAUCAGAAAGUUUUUACUCUUAUACACCAUCUGUAUGCGGAAUGGGAAGAUGUGGCCCAUCAGUGGUCAGUAAUGAAUUACCCAAUAUAUUUAAUAAAUCUGAGACGUUGCUUUCAGUUAACAAACAGAGAUUAACCAGGUUUAAUAAAAACUUUUUUAUUAUAUCUGAUGCUGGAAAGCCAAUUUUUACGAUGCACAGAGAUGACAAAAAGAUAAUUCCAUUAGCAGGAAUUAUCAACACUAUAGUCAAUUAUUUCCAAGUUAACCAACAAGCCGAGAUUAAAACGAUACACUUUCGAAAUACAGGUCAAAAAUUUGUCUUUUUAAAUAAAGAACACAUUAUUAUUAUGAUACACUCUAAUCUAGGAGAGUCAUUUAAGAUAUUACAGGAUCAAUGUUAUUUUUUAUAUUCAUAUUUGAUAUCUACAUUAACUUCAAAAAGCUUGGAAAGACUGUUUAGGAAUAGGUCUAAUUUUGAUUUAGGAACCUUUUUAGCUCAGAGUGAUAUAGAAAAUCUAAACUCAAUAUGUCAUUUAUUAUCCAACAAUUUUUAUCCAGAUAUUUUUUUGAAUGCUUUACAGAGCAAUCCAAUAGAAAAGAGAAUUAGGAAUAAGAUUCAUAAAGAAAUAUUACAAGAAUUGCAUGAGAACCGUGAUAUUAUACCUAGAGGAACAUUGUUAUAUGGAUUCUUAUUAAUUGGUGAAGAUACUAAGAUGGCAGCGGUUAUACGACCUCAAGGACAUACAUUAUAUACACAUGAUAUACAAUUAUUAUUUUGUCUAGUUAGACGUCAUCUUCAUCUUAAUACCAUGGACCGUGAGUUGUGGAUACCGAUAUGUUUUCCAAAAUUUAAUUCUUCUGGAUUUCUUUACAGCUAUAUUAAAACUUUAUCAUUAAAAAAUAAGAGCGUAAUGGUACUUCUUAGUGCCCAAAAAGAUGCAUUUUUUAAACUGAAAUUAUUUGGAGACAGACUUCUGACUAGGUUGGGGAAAGAUUCACACAUUGCCAAAAUAAUUAUUUCCGAUAACCCAUGUACAGGAUUUAGUAUUAAGGAUAUUCCAGCUCCUCUAAUCCAUCAUUUUAUAUUUAAAUCAACAAAAAAUGCACAAUAUAUUAUGCCAAUUAUGGAAUACAACAUAAAGUAUCAAGAUGUUAUUGAAAAUACCGUUUCUUGUAAUGAUGAAAGUGAAAAUAAUCAAAAAUACCUUGGCAAUCAACAAAAAGAUGAUAUUCAUUUUAUGGAAGAUGGCAUAGAUUUACUAAAUUAUCAAAUAAAACUACAAAGAUAUUAUAUGGAAUUACAUAAUUCAGUUACGUCAGAGGAUGGGUCUAAAUUGCAAAGUCGAUCAGUAAUCAACUUUAUUCAGUGGGACGGGAUAACGUCAAAGAAUAUAUCCUCGUAUGGCGAUAUUGACAAUCUACAAUCAGUAAAUAAUAGAAGAAUUCAUAUAAUGGGAAUGGUAUGGUGUACUCCACAUUUUGAAUUAUAUCUCAUUUCUAAUAAUGGCGUUAGUGAUAAAGGUGCUAUUUCUUCCAGUGCUAAAAACAUUUUACGUUGGUGCCAAAAACAUGAGCAACGUUUGUUUAUUCAAAAUGGUGCAAUCUUUUAA
This is a messenger RNA of Arxiozyma heterogenica, 2028 nucleotides long. RefSeq names its product guanine nucleotide exchange factor MON1 (gene MON1). Gene Ontology annotation, biological process: protein targeting to vacuole; vesicle-mediated transport. Gene Ontology annotation, cellular component: fungal-type vacuole membrane; Mon1-Ccz1 complex. The record is from RefSeq and is a predicted model, not a curated record. NCBI's taxonomy places the organism in Eukaryota, Fungi, Ascomycota, Saccharomycetes, Saccharomycetales, Saccharomycetaceae. The transcript has a single exon. The coding region runs from base 1 to 2028 and encodes 675 amino acids.